AUGUCUGCUGCUGAUGAUAGCGCCGACAUCAUGGUCGGUCCUCUGGUUCAAGGUGGUUCAAGUACCUGCCACACCCCCCACGACCAUUCCUCCGACCCGAUUCAGAGGGACCUGGCGUGGAAUUGCGUAUGUGCGUCAGUUAGCUGGCUGCUGACCUGGGCCUUUGCUGGGAUAACUGGCGUCUUCGUCUCUGCUUCAAUCGAGGAGCAGAGAUCCUUCGAUGCGCGAUUCUCCCGAUUACCCAUCAGUCUCGCGAUGAUAGUCAAGGUCGGUGCCACCAAAGGCGUCAAACUUGGACUUGUCCUCAGUGCAGUAUUCGCAACUAUCUCUCUGGCCAUGUACGGGGUUUCACGAUGCAUGAACGAUAUGUGGGCCAUCGGAAGAUGCGUGGAAAGGGCUGGCAUCGUCAUGCUAGUUUUGGGACCGAUCGCUGGCGCUUUCUUCGUGGAAAUCGUGGAUCUUUACGAAGGCCCCGUCACCGUCGAGGUGCCUACAUAGUCGCGCGGGCAUGGUUGGCGCUACGGUCAUCGCAG
This is a messenger RNA of Schizophyllum commune H4-8, 533 nucleotides long. RefSeq lists its product as uncharacterized. The coding region runs from base 1 to 498 and encodes 165 amino acids. The record is from RefSeq and is a predicted model, not a curated record. The transcript has a single exon. NCBI's taxonomy places the organism in Eukaryota, Fungi, Basidiomycota, Agaricomycetes, Agaricales, Schizophyllaceae.